Molecule: messenger RNA, 12961 nt
Organism: Sorex araneus (European shrew)
Lineage: Eukaryota; Metazoa; Chordata; Mammalia; Eulipotyphla; Soricidae
Gene: WRN
Product: WRN RecQ like helicase
Exons: 38
Coding region: 505-4821 (1438 amino acids)
Biological process (GO): DNA replication; telomere maintenance; double-strand break repair via homologous recombination
Cellular component (GO): chromosome; cytoplasm; nucleoplasm
Molecular function (GO): four-way junction helicase activity; 3'-5' exonuclease activity; 3'-5' DNA helicase activity
Source: RefSeq, a predicted model, not a curated record
UGCUCUGCGGCCGCCAGCCCACCUGCGCACGUGCGCCGCGCGGCCCGCCGGGCGCUGGAGGGGCGGGGCCGCAGCGCGAGCCGGGUGGCGAGGGGCGGGUCCAGCCGGAGCUGCGUGGGCAGCGACGCCUAGCCGGGCGCUCAGCCAGCGCGGGAACCCGCCGAGGUUCGGCGUGUGUCGGGGUCGCGCCCGGCAGGAGGGGCCUUGUCGAGGAGGCCGCCGCGCUGCUCAGCUCCGAUUUCCUUCUGAAUAUGCUGUAAGAAUACUUGCAUUUGCUGAAUGUGCCAUGAAAUUGAAAUUGUUGACCACUGGUCUAGAGAUGUUUACUUAUAAAUGAAGCCAGCAAUCAAGAAUCAUCAUGUAUUUGAAGAAAAUCAAAAGAUAUCAAGCCAAAUAAGCCAUAUUGUUGACCCUUUGAGAAAAAAUAUUUCUGAAUAAUCAAAAUACUGGGAUUAUGGUCCACCUGAAGAACAGUUUGAAGUUCUCUAAACCAGUGUCUCCAAAAUGAGCAUUUCCAUGAUGAGUAAAAAAAAGGAAACAGCUUCACAGCGGAGACUUCCUGAGUGGAUGUCUGUGCAGAAUAAGAAAUGUGAUGUAGAAGAGAAAAAGUUAUCUAUUCAGAAGAGUGUUUUUGAAGAUGAUCUCCCCUUCUUAGAAUUCACUGGAUCCAUUAUGUAUAGUUAUGAAGCAAGCGAUUGCUCUUUUUUAGCGGAAGAUAUUAGCAAGAGUCUAUCGGAUGGACAUGUGGUAGGAUUUGAUAUAGAAUGGCCACCAGUAUACCGCAAAGGGCAACUGGGCAAAGUUGCACUCAUUCAGUUAUGUGUGUCAGAAAGCAAAUGUUACUUGUUUCAUAUUCCUUCGGCAUCAGUUUUUCCUCAGGGAUUAAAACUGUUGCUUGAAAAUGAAGCAAUUAAAAAGGCAGGUGUAGGAAUUGAAGGAGAUCAGUGGAAACUCCUACGUGACUUUGAUGUUAAAUUGAAGAGCCUUGUGGAACUAGCAGAUGUUGCCAAUGAAAAGUUGAAAUGUACAGAGACAUGGAGCCUCAAUGGUUUGGUUAAACAUCUCUUAGGUAAACAGCUUCUGAAAGAUAAAGCUGUUCGCUGUAGCAACUGGAAUGAUUUUCCUCUCAGUGAAACACAGAAGCUGUAUGCGGCCACGGAUGCUUAUGCUGGUCUCAUCAUUUAUCAAAAACUGGAAAUUUUGGAGGAUGAUGUUGCACAAAUAUUUUCUAUAAAUAAAGAGGAGGAACUACCAGCCCACAGUGUGAAGAAACAGCUGACUUCCAUGUCCAAGGAGAUGAUGGAUCUGGCUGAACACCUUCCUGAUACUUUAAGCAAAUGUGAAGACUCACAGAGGAUGUGUUUACUGUUAAAGGAUAUUUCAGAAAAUUUAUAUUCAUUGAAAAAGAUACUAUUAGGUUCUUCUGACCCCAAGACUGAACUGCACCCCAGCAGUAAUUUUAGCUUAUUGCCAGUGGAGAAUCCAGUUGUUGGUGAAGUAUAUCAGAAGCAAAUUAGAAAACACAAAAUUGUUAAUAAAGUUGAAGAUGAGAAAUCUCUUGAUAAUUUAGUUGAGCAUAAUGCAGAGAAUAUAUUUGGAGAUGAAAUAAAACAAGGAGAAAAUAAAUUUGAAGAUCGAUUAGAAGACCAAUCAAAAACAAAUACAGAGAGAACUUGUUUGAUGUCAUUAGAUAUUACAGAUUAUGAACUCCAAAUUUUGGAACAGCAGGCUUCAGAAAAAGUUUUGAGAGAUAUUACUUGCAAAUCUCCUGAGCAUUUGUCUUCCAAGAGUAAUGAAGAGGAUAUGUCUUAUGUAAUUGAAAGCGAUGAAGAUUUAGAAAUUGAGAUGCUCAAGUCUUUAGAAAACCUAAACAGUGACACUUUGGAACCAGUUCAUUCUGAAUGUAUUGAGAUGGAAAGUAAUCUGGAUCUUCAUUUUGAAGAAGAGGAUGAUGAGGAUGAAGCGAUUAAAGAGGAGGAAGAAGACAUCGACCUUUCAUUACCAGAACCUAGUGUAGAGCAAGUUACUUGCCUCAAGACCUACUUUGGCCAUUCCAAUUUCAAGCCUGUUCAAUGGAAAGUAAUUCAUUCGAUACUGAAAGAAAGAAGAGAUAAUGUUGUUGUCAUGGCAACUGGGUAUGGAAAGAGUUUGUGCUUCCAGUACCCCCCUGUUUAUGAAGGUGGGACCAGCCUUGUCAUCUCGCCUCUUAUUUCUUUGAUGGAAGACCAAGUGCUCCAGCUCGAAAUGUCCAACAUUCCAGCUUGCUUUCUUGGAUCAGCACAGUCAAAAAAUGUUAUAACAGAUCUUAAAUCAGGCAAAUAUCGAAUUGUAUACAUAACACCAGAAUUCUGUGCUAGUUACUUGGACGUACUCCAGCAACUUGAAUCUAAUAUUGGAAUCACUCUUAUUGCUGUGGAUGAGGCACACUGUAUUUCUGAGUGGGGACAUGAUUUUAGAAAUUCAUACCGAUCUCUGCACUCUCUGAGGAGAGUAUUCCCCUCGGUACCAAUUGUUGCACUAACUGCCACAGCAACUUCUUCAAUCCGGGAAGAUAUUAUUCAUUGUUUAAAACUGAAGGAUCCUCAGAUUACUCUUACUAGUUUUGAUCGGCCGAACUUGUACUUAGAAGUUGGACGAAAAACUGGCAAUAUUUGUCAGGAUCUGAAGCAAUUUCUUGUCAAAAAGACAAGUUCUACCUGGAAUUUUGAAGGCCCAACUAUCAUCUAUUGUCUUUCUAGAAAAAUGACAGAAGAAGUUGCAGCUCAACUUAGGUUGCUGCAGUUAGCCUGUGAAACAUACCAUGCGGGCAUGAAUAUUAAGUCAAGGAAAGAGGUGCAUCAUAAAUUCAUGAGAGAUGAAAUUCAGUGCAUCGUAGCUACCAUAGCUUUUGGAAUGGGAAUUAACAAAGCUGACAUUCGCAGAGUCAUUCAUUACGGUGCCCCUAAGGAAAUGGAAUCGUAUUACCAGGAGAUUGGCAGAGCUGGUCGAGAUGGACUUCCAAGUUCUUGCCACCUACUCUGGGCUCCAGCAGACAUUGCUUUAAAUAGGAACCGCCUUAAUGAGAUAAAAGAUGAACAGUUUCGAUUAUACAAAUUAAAGAUGAUGGCAAAGAUGAAAAAAUAUCUUUAUUCCAGCAAGUGUAGGCGACAAAUCAUCUUGUCUCAUUUUGAAGAUAAACAACUACGAAAAGCCUCCUUGGGUAUUAUGGGAACUGAAAAAUGCUGUGAUAAUUGCAGGUCCAGAUUAAAUUCUUGCUUUGCAAUUGAUGAUACAGAGGAGACUCAACAGGACUUUGGUCCACAAGCAUUCCAGUUAUUAUCUGCAGUGAACAUCUUAGGAGAAAAAUUUGGAAUUGGCGUUCCAAUUUUGUUUCUCCGAGGAUCUUAUUCCCAGCGCCUUGAAGACAGAUAUCGAAAGCACAGUUUUUUUGGCAUUGGCAAGGAUCACACAGAGAGUUGGUGGAAGGCUUUAUCUUAUCAGCUUGUUAUUGAGGGAUUCUUGAUAGAAGCUUCUGGGAAGAGCAAGUAUGUGAAGAUUUACAAACUUACAGAAAAGGGUAGAAAUUGGCUUGAUAAAGCCAGUACAGAGACUGCUCGGAAACUUAUCCUUCAAACUAAUGAAGAAUUAUGUUCAUCGAGUUCUAAAAUUGUGUCUUCAGGCAGUCGUAGUCAACAGUAUUUCUCCAGACAAGAAGCAACUGAAUUAAGUGCAGAGAGGAAGUCUAACUUGGAGAAGGUUUAUUCUUACAAAACAUUUGAUAAGGUGUCUUCUGGGAAUAACAGUCCUAAAAAAAGCCUCAUGGUGGCGUCAUUGGGGAAGUCUUCCAGAUCUUCAGAAUGCGUGAUCUCAGCUCAAGAGCAGGAGACUCAGACUGUGUUAUAUUGCAAAUUAGUAGAAGCCAGGCAGAAACAUGCCAGUAAAAUGAAUGUUCCCCCAGCCAUUCUGGCAACAAAUAAGAUAUUGCUGGAUAUGGCCAAAAUGAGACCUACUACUGUUGAAAAUGUGAAGAGGAUUGAUGGGGUUUCUGAAGGCAAAUCUACCAUGUUGGCCCCUCUCUUGGAAGUUAUCAGAGAUUUCUGUCAAUCAAAUACUAUUCAGACAGACAUCUUUUCAAGUACAGAACCUCAGGAAGGACUGAACAACAGACUGGGGGCAAAGGAAGCUUGUUCACUAUCACCGUCCGUGUCCAGCACAGACUCUUUAUUCCAGCUAGAGAAGAUGACUUUGAAGCGCGUGACUGAGAGCAGGACUCUGCCCCUCAUCUCAGUUGGCAGGCCCUCAUCCCAAGCGGGAAAAGCUGGCUACCCACUCCAGACGGAGCGAGCGGGCCUGACUCCAGAGGUUCAGAAGAUUAUUGCUGAUGUUAUCCGAAACCCUCCCGUCAACUCAGAUACAAGUCAAAUGAAACUAAUUAGAACGUUAGUUCCUGAAGACAUUGAUACAUAUCUUAUCCACAUGGCAAUUGAAAUUCUGGAAAAAGAUCAUCAUAAUAAAUCUUUCUGCCAACCUUCAUAUGAUUCCAGCAUAAAGAGGUGUUACCCUGACUCUGAAGAGGGCUGUUCAAGUUCAAAGAGAAACAAGGAAGACGGCAUUAAUAGCAAGGUCAAUGAGAAAUGUUUUGAUGAUGUUGCAUUGAAAGAAGAGAGUCACAGGCUGACUUCUUGGGGGCAGCCGUUCAGCGAUUCAGAAAUAGAGGAUCUGUUUACAGAUUGUUAUCCACAGACUUACUCUGAGACUUCGAAGGAAAAAUUACCUGCCCGAGGAAAUUAUGUCAGAAAAAAAACAGUAGCCAAAACCAAAAACAAGGGUCUCUUUGGUUGAUUGCUGCAUGUGGGGUAUGGAGCAGUGAGUGAAACCUCUGAUAUAUAAGUGCAAGUCAAGACAAAAGCACAGAUGACUGAUGCCUCGGAUUCCCAGUCCCUGAGUGCACAUCUCUUCAGUGUUCCCUGUGAGCAAGUGGAUCAAAGCAUGUUGCCACCUGCCAGCACAUGGUGGUUGGCUCUCAGGUGCACUCCUUGACUGAGCAGUGAAUUGAAAUAGCUCACAUUCCCCUGUGGAGCACCCUGUUUUUGAUCUGUUUCUGGUCCAAAUCGGACAGCGUUCAGGACUUACUCCUUACUCUGUGCUGAGGGAUCACCACUAGUGGGGCACAGGGGCCCGUAUGCAGUGGCAGAGAAUUCAGCCUGUAUUGACUGUGUGUAACAAGUGCCUGACGCCUGAAACGAUCUCUCUGGACUCAGUUUUACUAACAAGAAUGAUUGACAGAAAACUGCAGUUGGUUAUUCACACUUGGAUGUUUGAUGGAACAGAUUCAUUGUUUCACUUCAGGAAAAGUUGAUGUCAUUUGUUGCCAAUGGUGAAAGUUUAGAUUUUUUGCAAAAUUAGUAACCCUAGAAAACUUGUGUCUGACACUGAGAUCUUGACAGUUUCCUUGAUUUUCUGAUACGGUGGGUAAGAUGAACAAAUGUGACUUUUGGGUGUAUUACGUAGUGAUUUUUAAUCGGCAUUGGAAGAUCAAUGUAACUAACAGAUCAGUGUUUUACAGAUGACUGAGACGUGAUGUUACAAGAUAAGACAGAAGAAAGGUCCAUUCAGAGUACAAGAUGGACCACUAGAGGUAUUGAUCACAAAUCACAGACAAUCUUUUAGAAACUAAUAUAUUCCCAUUUUUAGUAUAAUAUUGAUAAAGAAUGUACCUAAAAAAACUAGUAAAACCAUCCUUCCUUUUCCAAAUACUGCGUGAGGCAAACGUUUUUUGAAACAGAUCAGAGUAUCCGGCCAUUCUUAAUUUAUUUAUAACAAUUGAACUUUUAUUUGGAAAAUUUUUGCCUAAGGUGACAACUGUUUUUUAAUUAUUUUUUAAAGAAUAAAAGGAACGGGGGUCCCUGCCGGUUCCUACGUGGCCGGUCCUGCCUGGGUCGUCCAGCAUCCGUCCAGUCACUGCACCUCCCCGCCUGGCUCCCUAAUACUGCCCCUGCCUCCAGGUAAUCGGACCACUUCCCGAGCUCCGCCUCCCAGGUCCCCGCCUGUUCCUACGCAGCAUCCGUCCAGCCCAAGAGGAUACUGGGGGCGUGGACUAUAUCUCGGGGCAUGGUCUCAAAAGGGGCGUGGCCUCCUGCCUGAGUGGCUGCAGUUAUUAUUUCUUGCUUUAGCAUAGUAGGUAUAGUCUGUUUCUUUCAAAAUCACCCUAGCCAUCUCAAUCACUCUAUUCCAAAUAGCCCAUAAGCUUAUUCUAACUUCACAAAAACUAUCAGUGAAUAAUAGAAACUGCGCAAAACCUUGGUAAAGAGAACAUAACUUUAAACCUUCACUAGAGACCCCACAUCAAUCUGGAAGAGGGCCUUAGAGUAAGGAAGAACUCUAGAAUAGGAACAAAGCUGCCAUCAGCAAUAGCACAACCAGAGUUCCCCUCCUCCCGCGGCAAGAGGGAAUAGGAAUAGACAACCACAAGGUUCCAACCCUAUACUUCCACAACAAUAUGAAGAAGCAGCGAAAAUCCCCUCCACGAAGAGAAGAAGAAAAGAUUCCAGAAACCUCAACAGGGGCUACUCAGAUCUAUGACCUCUCAGAUAAAGAAUUAAGAGAGGAAAUCUUGAGGAAAGUUAACAAACUCCAAGCAACCAUGGAACAGAUAUCUAAUAAAUUAAGGGAGGAUACAAAUGAAGCAUUGGAAUGGUCCACCAAAAAAAUACAGGAAGAAAUGAGAGCAGAAAUUUCAAAGCUACGAGUAGAAGUCACACAAAUAAAGGAAUCGGUAGAUGAGUUAAAAAUCUCAGUAGGAGCCCUCAACACUGGAAUAGCUACAGCCGAAGACAGAAUCAGUGAGCUUGAAGAUGAGCUGCAGAAAGCUUACAGACAACAACAAAUAAUGGCAAAAGACCUCAAAAUGGCUGUAGAGUGAAUCAGAGUCCUUGGGGAUGACUUCAAGAGGACUAACGUAAGAAUCAUUGGAGUACCAGAAGCACAGGGAAGUAACCCCAAUGAAAAAAUACAGUGAAAGACAUCAUUGCUAAGAAAUUCCCAGAGCUGGAGAAGGCAGGCAUCCAGAUCCAAGGGGUCCGAAAAGCACCAGCAAAAAGAGACCCGAAUAAAAAGACUCCAAGGCAUAUCAUAGAAUGACGAAUGCUGUGGAUAGAGACACACUUCUGCAAGCAGCAAGGUCAAAGAAGGAAAUCACAUACAAAGGAGUGUUGGAAUAAUUCCCCUUUUCCAGCUGCCUUCUGGAGUUAAUUUCAGAGGCAGUUUCCCUUUUGUCACAGAAGCCUAGCUGAUCUUUGACAUGCAGAUUUUAGGUGCCAGCCAGGCCUGACUUGACAUUGUAGAUUGCAGGCUCUGGCCUAGCCUAGUCUUUGGGAUGUAAAUCUGAGUGCUUUCAGCCCAAAGAAGGCUUCGGUUUUGGUUUUGUAUCUUCUUUCCGGGGCCUAGAUUAACGGCCUGCAGAUACAAGAGAAUUAUGUUGCCUCAAUGUUCUUCCUGUAAGAUCUUUUGGUGCCUUUGGUGACGUCAAUGUAUUAACUUUGGAAGGGCCAUGAUCAAUAAAAGGGGUUCGGAGAGGUGAGGGGGCGAGUGUAUAGAGGUAAGAUUGGAAUAAACUGCAAGUGAGACCAACCAUCUUGGCUCCGUUCCUUCCUUCGCCUGACACAUCAUCGCCAUCAACCUCCCAGGGGUGGGGGAAGCGGCCGGAGGCUACCGAAGUUGGGUGGCGGGAGAGACAGCUGCUGCCUGGCUCGGUGCGCUGAGGCGUCCCUUCCCUCGCCCGCGCCUUUUCUUUUUAUACAAAGGAGCACCCCUCAGAUUUACAGCAGACUUAUCAGAGGAAACUCUCCGAGCCCGAAGACAGUGGUGGGACAUAGUGAAAAAACUCAAUGAAAUGAACGCCUCACCAAGAAUACUUUAUCCAGCUAAACUCUCACUCAAACUCGAACCAUACACUAUUUCUCGGAUAAACAACAGCUCAGGAAAUUCAGACUCAAAAUCAAACUUAAAAGAAGGUCUAAGGGGGCUAUUGUAAGACAAGGAAGAACCCCAUAAGAAUAACAAACCCCACAGAAAGAUGGCACAAAACCCCAUGACAAUAAUCUCUCUCAGUGUCAAUUGCCUAAAUGUAUCUAUCAAGAGACACAGAGUGGCAAAAUGGAUCCGGAAACUAAACCCAACAUUCUGCUGCCUGCAAGAAACACACCUAAACAGCCACAGCAAACACAGACUCAGAGUUAAAGGAUGGAAAACAAUCCUGCAGGCAAACGACUCCCUCAAAAAGCUGGAGUGGCCAUACUAGUAUCCAACAACAUAGAUUUCAGGUUGAAAAAGAUUAGAAGGGACAGUGAAGGUCAUUUUCUAUUUAUCAAGGGAUAUGUACAACAGGAGGAAAUCACACUCUUAAAUGUAUACGUACCUAAUGAACGACCGGCUAAAUACGUAAAACAACUCCUAACAAACUUUAAAGAGGACAUCACUAACAGCACAAUAGUAGUCGGAGACUUCAACACUGCUGUAUCACCUCUGGAUAGAUCGACAAGAACAAAGCUCAGCAAGGAAACACUGACUGAAAGAAGAAAUUGAAGAAAGGCCUAAUAGACCUAUACAGGGCUUUACACCCCCAAAAGAAUAUACAUUCCAGUGCACACGGAACAUUUUCCAAAAUAGACCGUGUACUGGGACACAAAACAUACUUCCAGAGAAUUGGAAAAAUAGAAGUUGUAUCAACCAUCUUUUCAGACCAUGAUGCGCUGAAGAUAGUAGUCAUGCACAGACACGGAAAACCAAAUCAAACACCUGGAAAUUAAACUACUCAGUGUUGAACAAUGAGUGGGUCAGGAAGGAAAUCAAGGAAGAAAUCAAAAGAUACCUAGAAACAAAUGAGAAUGAAGACGGGCUACCAAAACACAUGGGAUGCAACUAAAGCCAUGUUAAAGGGAAAAUUUAUAGCUCUGCAAGCAUUCCUCAGGAAGGAAGAAAGGAUAGAUAGCUUGACUUCACAGCUCAAGAUCUUAGGAAAGGACCAGAGAAAGGAACCCAAAUGAGAGUGAAGGAAAGAAAUAAUAAAAAUUAGAGCAGAAAUUAACGACAUGGAAACUCAGAAAACAAUCUGAAAGAUCAAUGAAACCAAGAGCUGGUUCUUUGAGAAAAUAAACAAGAUUGAUAACACAUUAACAAGACUCACAAAGAAAGAGAGUGAGAGAGAACCCUAAUAAACUGAAUCAGAAAUGAAAAGGGGGACAUCACAACAGAAACCAAUGAGAUUCAAAAGAUCAUCAGAGACUACUUUGAAGGUCUGUAUGCCACGAAACAAGAGAACCUAAAAGAAAUGGAUGAAUUCCUUGAUUCCUACAAUCUCCCAAGACUGAACUAAGAAGACAUGGAAUAGUUGAAUAGACCCAUUAAUAUCAAGGAAAUCGAAACUGCAAUGAGAAGUCUCCCGAAAAACAAAAGCCCAGGUCCAGAUGGAUUCACUGGUGAAUUCCUCCAAACAUUUAAAGAGGACUUGUUGCCAUUUCUCCUCAAGCUUUUCCAGGAAAUUGAAAAAACAGGAACUCUCCCAGUUUCUAUGAGGCAUAUAUCUCCUUAAUACCAAAAGCAAAGACUCCACUAACAAAGAAAAUUACAGACCAAUAUCCCUGAUGAACACUAAUCCUCCACAAAAUAUUAGCAAAUAGAAUCCAACAACUCAUCAAAAAGAUCAUACACUAUGAUCAAGUGGGAUUCAUCCCAGGGAUGCAAGGAUGGUUUAACAUUCGGAAAUCAAUCAACAUAAUCUAUCAUAUCAACAAAAAUAAAGAUAAAAACCAUAUAAUGUCAAUAGAUGCAGAGAAAGCAUUCAACAAGAUCCAAUAUCCGUUCAUGAUGAAAACUCUCACCAAAUUGGGUUUUGGAGGAACUUUCCUCAAGAUAGUCGAAGCCAUCUACCACAAACCUAUGGCAAGCAUUAUCUUCAAUGGGGAAAAACUAAGGGCUUUCCUCUAACAUCGGGAAUAAGACAAGGAUGCCCACUCUCACCACUUCUCUUCAGUAUUGUACUGAAAGUACUAGCAUUAGCCGUUAGGCAAGAAAAAUAUUAAGGGCAUUCAGAUAGAAAAGGAAGAAAUCAAACUUCCACUAUUUGCAGAUGAUAUAUCUAGAGAAACCUAAAACCUCUACUAAGAAACUCUUAGAAACAAUUGACUUGUACAGUAAAGUCACAGGCUAUAAAAUCAAUACCCAAAAAUCCAUGGCCUUCCUAUAUGCAAACAAUGAGACAGAGGAAAGGGACAUGAAAAAAGCAAUCCCGUUCACAAUCGUGCCUCCGAAAAUCAAAUACCUGAGAAUCAGCUUAACUAAAGAAGCAAAGGACCUCUACAAAGAAAAGUAUAAAAUGCUACUCCAUGAAAUAAAAGAGGACAUGAGGAAAUGGAAACAUAUCCCCUGCUCAUGGAUAGGGAGAAUCAACAUUGUCAAAAUGGCAAUACUCCCCAAAGCAUUAUGCAGAUUCAAUGUGAUCCCUAUAAGGAUACCCAUGACAUUCUUCAUAGAAAUGGAUCAAGCAACCCUGAAAUUCAUAUGGAAUAAUAAACGCCCACAGAUACCUAAAACAAUUCUUGGGAAACAGAUGAUGGGAGGCAUCACCCUCCCCAACCUUAAACUUUAGUACAAAGUGGUAACAAUUAGAACAGCAUGGUACUGGAACAAAGGCAAAGCCGUAGACCAAUGGAACAGAGUGGAAUAUCCCUAAACAGAAACCCAAAUAUAUGACCAUCGAAUCUUUGAUAAGGGGACAAGAAAUGUGAAGUGGAGCAAUAAAAGCCUCUUCAACAAAUGGUGUUGGCAUAACUGGACAACCACAUGCAAAAAAAUGGGCUUAGACCUCAAUCUGAUGCCAUGCACAAAAAUCAGAUCAAAAUGGAUUAAAGACCUCAACAUCAGGCCACAAUCCAUAAGGUACAUCAAAGACAAGGUCGGCAAAACCCUCCAUGAUAUUGAAGCUAAACGUAUCUUCAAAGAUGACACGGAACUAAGCAAUCAAGUAAAAACAGAUAAACAAAUGAGACUAUAUUAAACUAAGAAGCUUCUGCACUGCAAAAGACACAGUGACCAGAAUUCAAAGGCAAUCUACAGAAUGGGAAAGGAUAUUCACCCAAUACCCAUCCAAUAAAGGGUUGAUAUCAAGGGUACAUAAAGCACUGGUUGAACUCUACAAGAAGAAAACAUCCAACCCCAUCAGAAAAUGGGCUGAAGAAAUGAACAGAAACUUUUCCAAGGAAGAGAUACGAAUGGCUAAAAGGUACAUGAAAAAUGCUCUGCAUCACUAAUCAUCAGGGAGAUGCAGAUCAAAACAACCAUGAGAUACCACCUCACACCACAGAGAAUGGCACACAUCCAAAAGAACAGAAGCAACCGCUGUUGGAGAGGAUGUGGGGAGAAAGGGACCCUUCUACAUUGCUGCUGGGAAUGCCGACUGGUCCAGCCUCUUUGGAAAACAAUAUGGAUGCAUCUCAAAAAAUUAGAAAUUGAGCUUCCAUUUGAUCCAGCAAUACUACUUCUGGGAAUAUAUCCUGGAGAAACAAAAAAGUACAGUCGAAAUGACAUCUCCACUUACAUGUUCAUUGCGGCACUGUUUACAGUAGCCAGAAUCUGGAAAAAUCCUGGGUGCCCGAGAACAGAUGACUGGUUAAAGAAACUUUGGAACAUCUAUACAGUGGUAUACUAUGCAGCUGUUAGAAAAGAUGAAGUCAUGAGCUUUGCAUAUACGUGGAUCAACAUGGAAAGUAUCAUGCUAAAUGAAAUGAGCCAGGAAGAGAGGGACAGACAUAGAAAGAUUGCACUCAUCUGUGGUAUAUAAAAUAACAGAGUAGGAGACUAACACCCAAGAAUAGUAGUAUAUAAUACCAGGAGGUUAGCUCGAUAGCUUGGAAGCUGGCCUCACAUGCUGUGUGAAAGUCAUCUCAGAUAGAGAAGGGAACACCAAGUAAAAUGUGAUUGGAGAUCCCACGAUGGAAGGGAGAUGCAUGCUGAAAGUAGACUAGAGACUGAACAUGAUGGCCACUCAGUACCCCUAUUGCAAACCAUAACGCCCCAAAAGAGAGAACAAAUUGGAAUGCCCUGCCACAAAGGUGGGGUGGGGGGAUGGGAUUGGGGCGUGGGAGGGAUGCUGGGUUCAUUUGUGGUGGAGAAUGGACACCGGUGGAAUGAUGGGCUCUCGAACAUUGUAUGAGGAAAACACAAGCACGAAAAUGUGUAAAUCUAUAACUGGACCCUCAUGGUGACUCACUAAAAAUGGUGACUUUUUAAUUAAUUUAUUUAAAAAGAAAUUAAUUAGGCCAUCUUGCCACAUUGAACAGAGAAGAGGCCAGGCAGUCUGGUGAGCAACGCGGCCGGAGAAAUGCUCCGGACCAGAAUCGGGGCCAACAACACCAGGGAUCCAGACAGAGGAGGUACAGCUGGGACGCCUUCUCCAAAUGGAGCCCUGGCUACACUGAGCAGCAACUAACACGGCUCCGGGUUGCGGAACUGGAACACAUCCGAGCCGCGGGGGGGCACUGGAGUGGGGCAGCGCCAGCCCAAUCUCCAAAUGGCCCCGGCCGCCGGAAGUCACGCCCUUGACCCACCCUCGGCGCCAUCUUGCCACAUUGAACAGAGAAGAGGCCAGGCAGUCUGGUGAGCAGCGCGGCCGGAGAAAUGCUCCGGACCGGAAUCUGGGCCAACAACACCAGGGAUCCAGACGGAGGAGGUACAGGUGGGACGCCUUCUCCAAAUGGAGCCCUGGCGACACUGAGCAGCAACUAACACAGCUCCGGGUUGCGGGACUGGAACACAUCCGAACUGUGACCUUUUCUAAAAACUGAAAACAUACAAUCUUUUAAUGGAAAACCAAUUAUCAAAUGCUUCCUCAGUAAGGCUGUCUUUCUUGGGCGGAAACUCCAGCAACAAUAGUGAGUUUUGUUUUGCAAUAUGGAACGUAAUCAAGGUAAAGAGAAAAUGAAGUGAA